AUGGCCUCCCCCGACCCGGACCCAGACCAAACAUCCUACAUCAAAAUGUCCACCGCCGCCGUCGACAGCAGGGGCACCGACGCGAGCCUCGUCGGCUCCAACUGCCAAUACGAAUACUGCAACCAGCUCGACUUCCUUCCCUUCCGCUGCCAGUCCUGCAACAAGACCUUCUGCCUCGAGCACCGCACUGAGGACGGCCACGCAUGCACCAACCCGGGCGCCUGGGCGCGGCGCAAACGCGAGGCCGAGCUUGUCAGGCAGUCCGCGGGCGAGGGCAAGCGCAUGCGCGACUCUGUCGCCCAAAAGCCCUGCGCCGACGACGCCUGCAAGACGAUCAUCGGCACGGUCCUGCAGCCCGGCGUGCACUGCAGCAACUGCAAUCACGACUACUGCCUCGCGCACCGGCUGCGCGAGGACCACGAUUGCGCGCGCAAGACGCCCAUCGGCGCGCGGGCGGCGGGGGCUGCGCAGGCGGCCGCCGUCGCCGACGGAGCCAAGAGCGCGCUCGAGAGAUUCCGCCUCUGGGGCCAGGCCAAGAAGCAGCAGGCCAAGGUGUCGUUGGCUCCGUCGAGCCAGAAGCCCAAGGUCGCGCAGAUGCUAGCGGUGAACAACCUAAAGAAGACGGCUAAGGGGGACGCCAAGAUCGCGCCCGAGAAGAGGGUGUAUCUAUACGUCGAGGCGGAGGCGGCGACGGCCAAGGCGAAGAUUCCGAAGGGGGAGUUUUUCUACUCGCAGGACUGGGUGGUUGGGAAGAUGUUGGAUGCUGCCGCGAGGAGUUUGCAGGUGCAGAAUAUCAAUAACCAGUCGAGUUCUGAGGAGGAUAGGUUAAGGGUGUUCCAUGUGGAAGGGGGAAGGUUAUUGGAUUUUAACGAGAAACUGGGGACAGCUCUGCAGAGCGGGAACACGGUCGUGUUGUUGAGAGGCGUUGGGCCGCCGCCGGAUUUGAUCGAGGCAUGA
Molecule: messenger RNA, 957 nt
Organism: Parathielavia appendiculata
Lineage: Eukaryota; Fungi; Ascomycota; Sordariomycetes; Sordariales; Chaetomiaceae
Exons: 1
Coding region: 1-957 (318 amino acids)
Cellular component (GO): cytoplasm
Molecular function (GO): zinc ion binding
Source: RefSeq, a predicted model, not a curated record